AUGUCGUCGAUCCUCGCAUCCCUUCGAUCGUACAUUCCAUCUUCCCCGGAGAUAGCAUGCCUUUGCUCCCAUGCAAUCGAGAGCCACGAUGAGAUUGAUGAUCCUGCAGAAUUCUUUCGACGUCACUCGUCCUGCACCGACGACUCCGAGACAAUCCCCAGAUGGUUUCUGGUGAAUGUCUCCAAGCUGCCUCUGCUUGGGUAUUCCAUCUUCUCCCUGUUCUCUUUUGGCACUGGUCUGUCAAACUUGUCUGUCUGCUCUCUUGUCAUCACUUUAUUGGACACUCGUCAGAAUUCUCAAGAGAUCGCAGAUUACUUAUUCACUCAGGAAGCGAUGGUCAGAACACGCUGGUCGUCAUCUGCGACAGCGCUUUCGCUGCUACUCAACACGCUGCGUGUGCCCACUGCAGGUGCCAUCCAGACCAUCUCUGCUGUCGGCUCGAAGUUCUUCUAUGAAGAUGGCAGGCAGUACUACAUCAAAGCUCGCGAUGGUCUAGGCAUUGCCUAUCAGCUUGUUCCCCAAGAUCCCCUGAUUGACACCGCUCAAUGCACGCGAGAUGCGACCCGCAUGGCCGAGUUGGGCACCAAUGCAAUCCGUGUGUACCAUGUGGAUCCCCAGGCCAACCACGACGGAUGCAUGAAAGCUUUUGCGGAUGCAGGCAUUUACCUGUUCGUCGAUCUCGACACGUUCGAUACGCAGAUCUCCCAGGAUAACCCCCAGUGGGACCAGUCCCAGUUCGACCGCUUCAAGGCCGUGCUGGACGAAUUCCAGAAAUACGACAAUACCGCGGGGUUCUUUGUCGGCAACGAAGUGCUCACCACCAAGGAGGGCUCCCCCGCCGCGCCCUACGUUCUGGCCGCAGCCCGCGAUAUCAAAGCGUAUCGUGAUGAGAAACACUAUCGGAAUAUCCCGGUAGGAUACUCAGCAGCUGAUAUUGCGGAAUUGCGGCCCAUGCUGCAGAAUUACUUGGCAUGCCGGCCCGAUCCUGCAGAACGUCUCGAUUUCUUCGCCCUAAACGCAUACGAAUGGUGCGGUGACUCCUCAUAUGAGCAGUCCGGCUACCAGUCACUUCAAGACCAAGCCGCAGGCUAUCCCAUCCCGAUCUUUUUCUCAGAGACAGGAUGUAACGUCGCACGGCCACGCACCUUCGGGGACCAGGCUGCUAUUUUUGGCGACAAGAUGUCGGGCACCUGGUCUGGCGCUAUGAUCUAUGAAUGGAUUCAAGAAACAAACGACUACGGCCUGAUAAACUAUGGUCCCCUCGCCCCGGAUGCCCCCCCAACAAACACCCUCGUCCAGGACGGUUUCACUCGCCAAGGCGAACCCACUCCGAUAUCUCCCGAUUUCGACAACCUGAAAGCGCAGUGGGCUACGUUGAACCCGACGGGCGUGGCCCUGUCAGAUUACCGCGCAUCCACGUCCACCAUUUCGCCCCCGAAAUGUCCAGCCUCAACUCCAGGCGGAUGGGCCGUUGACCCCAGCUCUCCCCUUCCCACCUUGGGACAGACAUUUCACCACGCCGCCCCAGAAGCCCCAGCCACAACAGCUACAGGUAGCUCAAGCGCUCCAGACAGCCCGGGUGGCCCCAAUAUCUCACAGAAUAUAAACCAGUCCAAUAUUGGCUCUAGUGAGUUGGCUUCCACCUCCCCCUCUAAAGAGGUGGUCAGCAACGGGGCGAGUUCGCUUUCAGUCAUGCAGCCCGGAAGCUUCUACCGCCUCAUCGAUGUAUCAUUCCUGCUUUGCGCAUUUAUUGGGGGCGUGGCCGUUUGGUUGACCAAAUUAAUCAUCUACAUGCAUGAGAUGGAACAUGAAUCAGAAGAGAAGUGGGAAUUUGCCGAGGCAAGGAUUAAUAAUGACAAAGUACAGGGGUGGGAGGCUGUCAUAUUAGUAAGAGAAACAAGAAGAAGUAGAAAAGACAAGCCUCCAUGA
Messenger RNA from Aspergillus sclerotioniger CBS 115572, 1929 nucleotides. It is a transcript of the gene gel6, whose product is annotated as putative 1,3-beta-glucanosyltransferase. Gene Ontology annotation, molecular function: 1,3-beta-glucanosyltransferase activity. Gene Ontology annotation, biological process: fungal-type cell wall (1->3)-beta-D-glucan biosynthetic process. Gene Ontology annotation, cellular component: fungal-type cell wall; cytoplasm. The record is from RefSeq and is a predicted model, not a curated record. The transcript is spliced from 9 exons. NCBI's taxonomy places the organism in Eukaryota, Fungi, Ascomycota, Eurotiomycetes, Eurotiales, Aspergillaceae. Bases 1 to 1929 code for a protein of 642 amino acids.